Cavenderia fasciculata is the source of this 996-nucleotide messenger RNA. Its product is annotated as RelA. The coding region runs from base 1 to 996 and encodes 331 amino acids. Gene Ontology annotation, cellular component: plasma membrane; cell wall. The transcript has 2 exons. NCBI's taxonomy places the organism in Eukaryota, Evosea, Eumycetozoa, Acytosteliales, Cavenderiaceae. Gene Ontology annotation, biological process: guanosine tetraphosphate metabolic process. The record is from RefSeq and is a predicted model, not a curated record.
AUGAAAACAUCAACUAUAAUAAUAGCUAGUGUAGUGUUGACACUUUGUAUUCAUUUAUCAAACAGACUAUCAACCAAUAACGCACCUAGAAAGACAUCAAUAGAGUUCCCUUCAUUAUUACUAUUUUCACCAUCAAAUAAUAUUGAUAUUCAUCACCAACAUCAUCAUCAUCAUCAAUAUCAUCAUAAAGGUGACCCUGGAUUAGAAUCUAGAAUUAAAUUAUAUAUUUCUGAAAGCAUGAAAAUCACUCAGUCAAUGAAUGGUGGAAUAGGAAGAGGAAUUCCUCGUGACAGAUUAGAACAAAAUGAUACAUGUCUUUCAUCAAUUAGUAAUAUUACACUUAGUGUUGACUGGUGUGUCAAGAAACAUGAAUCAUUGUUUAACCAACUCAUACCACGUUGGGAAUUGGAAGAUUAUUGUUUCGAGUAUAUUGGAAGAGAUGAGUACUAUCUGGUUGUCGAACAGAUGGAACAGACAAGAGAAGAGAGAGAAGAGAUUUUGGUUAAGAUGAAAGAGGCAUUACUUUGGGUAUCAGACAAAGUGUUGUCGGAAGAGAUAGAUAUAGAGGCUAGGCCAAAACACAUCUAUUCAAUGUGGAGCAAGAUGAAGAGAAAGAAUCACCCAUUGGACCAAAUACACGAUCAGUAUGGCAUACGAUUCAUUGUUCCCACGAUACAACAAUGCUACGACCUGUUAGAUGCCAUUCACGCCUAUUACGGACAUCUGCCAGGUGAGUUUGACGACUAUAUAAAGAAUCCAAAAGAGUCUGGGUACCAGUCACUCCACACCAUCAUUAAUUUCAAUUGCAUCAACGUGACAACCGACGCUGGCGAUGGGAGCACAAGACAAGAGUGUGAUACAAGCCGACAACCACUCUAUGCAGAAGUACAAAUUAGAACAAAAGAUAUGCACUAUUUUGCCACGUAUGGUCCUGCAUCCCAUCAAAAUUAUAAAUUAGCAACCAAGAAUUGUAAUUAUAAUUUUGAAUACUUGUAA